Molecule: messenger RNA, 694 nt
Organism: Micromonas commoda
Lineage: Eukaryota; Viridiplantae; Chlorophyta; Mamiellophyceae; Mamiellales; Mamiellaceae
Exons: 1
Coding region: 3-653 (216 amino acids)
Biological process (GO): defense response
Source: RefSeq, a predicted model, not a curated record
CGAUGGCGACCCUCGCGGCGAACGGCGUCUCGAUCCGGUGCGCUCCCCGCGCCACCCGGAUACAGCGAACCAGGUCGUGCCCCCCCACCCGGGCGGCGUCCGACACCGGCAGCGCGCGCCUUCGCGUCCGCGUCCGCGCGUCGUCGAACGACGACGAUGGUACCGGCGCCGGGGUUCGGACCAAGGAGGUGGACGUGGACAAGGAGCUCAAGAAGAACGCGGCUAAGAUCGCGGGCACCUUCGCGCCGAGGUCGUCCACCGCGAAGAAGAACCCCGCGUUCAAGGGCAGCGCGCUGUACACCAUCUUCGAGGUUCAGGCGUACCUCUCCCUCGUCGUCGGCUCAAUGCUUUCGUACAACGUCCUGCUCCCGUCCGACGAGCCGAACAUCGCGAGGCUGAUGGGCAUGUGGAGCGUGUGGAUGUUCGCGGUGCCCUCGCUGAGGGCCCGGGAGUGCGACGCCAAGGAGAAGGACGCGCUCAACUUUCUGUUCAUCGCCAUCCCGCUCGUCAACGUCCUCAUCCCCGUGGUGUGGAAGAGCUUCGCGGCGGUGUUCACCGCGGACUGCCUGCUGAUGGCGUACAUGUACUACGAUAAGGGCGCGGGGAUCUUCGACGACGGCUCGGAGAAGGCGGCGGAGGAGCCCACCGCGUGAGAGCGCGACUUAUAAUACCGAUACCAUCAGGCUUUGCGACG